GCAGCAGCAGCAGCAGCAGCAGCAUCAAAGCACGACUAUGACGACGACCAUAAUCAUCAUCAUAAUCCCCACCACAAUAACGACGAAGCAUCCAAACUAUACGGCGAGCUCGAUAUACUUUUGCGACUCUUUUGCUCCGAGGCUCAGCAAAAAUUCAACGUCGAUCAGCACGUCGCUAGCCCGCCACAGCUGCAACGUAUUCGGCAGACUAUGCAGCAGGUCCAACGAUUCGUGCCUGUGGUAGGCCUUAUCGGCACUCCUAAUGCAGACAGUCUGCGCCAGACCCUCACACGCACCACCUUGGAAAUGCUCGACUACCACGAAACUGCCUGUCGUCAACGACGGAUACGAACCUUGCCCGAAGACACCGUAGAACACCUCAUGGCUGACUGGCACACGCUCAGCCAAGCCUACGACGACAAGAGCAAAGAGCACGGCACCCUGACUCGUCUGUUGGGCGAUGUUGCGCACUUGAAAAAGGCGUGGCGCAAGCCCGACCAAGUCGAGAGCAUUGUCACCUCACUCUUGGCAUCAGGAGAAACGCGACCGGGCAUGUACGUUGCAACCAUCGAUCGUCAAAACUUUGCACAACUCGGCUUGAAGCGGAAAGCGCUCGGCACUCGACAAAUCGUUUUCGAAUGCAGUCGACUGAAUCGGAACGAGCAAAUUGAUGCAAUCGUCGACCUGUGCCAUCGGUUCUCGACAAUCUUUAUGCAAAACGCACAGCACAACCUCUCACAGAUUGAAGGCCAGAUCAGUCUGGCUAAGCCGUCCGCGCUGGCUCGCAGAUUGAAACGGCUUUAUGAUUGUGUGUUCCACGUUCUUCAUGACAACGAUAACAGCAGUACCAACAACAGCAGCAGCACCAGUACAACUACUUCUGGUCGUACUCCACCGACAAAUACCGACAACAACAGCCGUAGGCGGCGGGUGCUUAGUCAAGGCGCCACAACCACAACUACGCCGUUCCGGCUAACGACAGCCAUGACAACGCCAUCCUUCAUUUGGUAUCCCACGCGCGAAACCGCCGCCGACUUUCCUAUACUCACCAUGCCUGCGCCAACCUUUGUUCCGGCACCUUGGCAAUGGCUCGACCUGUUAAAGCCGCGAAAACCUUACCAGCCUGUCCUGUUUGGCCUCAUUAAAAAACGGCGAACGUCGCUCAUUACCACGGCAACGCCCAUGGCAACGACAAGCACCGCCAUAAUCACGUCCAGCAGAGUCACAGCAGCAAACGACAGCAACCAGCAGCGCCACGUAGCUGUCGACAACGACGUUGAGGAUGCAAGCCAGCGGGCUGAGCCCCCAUCAUCGCUAUGGGCACCAACGCCGGAGCUCGUUAUCAGAGAAGAUACACCCUUUGCAACACUAUCCGUAGAACACCUGUGUCAGCAUCUCUCCCGGGUUGGAUACCACUUCUACGAGGACGUGACCAACAACGCACGCCUUGGAUAUCAUCAAGACAGCCGGGUUCUCCAAGGAAUCGGGCAGGAUCUCGUCGAAAUAUACAUGAGCCUCCAGCUGGAAGCAGCACGGUUGAACAUGCAAAAGAUCCUGACGGUUGUGCAGCGGCUGGCACUCUUGGACGAUCGACCUAUUACUCCAACGACUAACAACACUACCACGCCAUUUCGUCCCUCUGUCUCAUCCGCUUAGUUUGUAUAUCAUUAUUAUCACUAUUAUCUACUAUACUUUUAUAUAUACAUAUCAUAUUAUACCCUCACUACACACGCUUUCUCUCUUCUCUCUCCAAUCCCUCUCUAUCCCAUAAAGCCAUGCGCACCCAAAAGAAAAGCUACAUCCAUACAUACACACUCUGUAGAUGCAUUCAUUAUAAUCCAUUCAUGUUCCAAGAGUAAAAAACACAACCAACAAGAACAAACAAGACACAUUUGAUUUGUUUAAACAGAUUGUGGAGAAAUUAGACGCUGGUUUUUAUUGUCUAAGGACCCUGGGUAGGGGCAGGGUUCAUUCUGCGCUUGCCACCGAAGGAAGUGGUAACGUUGACGAAGCGACGGUUGUACGUUUGUCUCUUCUUAGCACGACC
Molecule: messenger RNA, 2047 nt
Organism: Zychaea mexicana
Lineage: Eukaryota; Fungi; Mucoromycota; Mucoromycetes; Mucorales; Lichtheimiaceae
Exons: 2
Coding region: 211-1656 (481 amino acids)
Source: RefSeq, a predicted model, not a curated record